This is a messenger RNA of Diabrotica balteata, 2921 nucleotides long. The record is from the annotation of a GenBank genome assembly. Lineage: Eukaryota; Metazoa; Arthropoda; Insecta; Coleoptera; Chrysomelidae.
AGAAUGACUGUCGAAUACAACAACGACACCAACGGUGCAGUUCUGAAAAUAUCUCCUGUAGAAGGUGAAGAUGAAGCCACUUACAAAUGUGAAAUCACCUACAUCGUCGUCAGAGAGCACUGUGAUGUCAUUCAAAUACUGAAGCUAAAAACACUGAAAAUACCCGACAACAUAAAAAUUCAUAAACGAGGAGACCCAGCACCUCUUCCGAAUGCUACUGUCAUCGGUCCUAUGGAAGAAGGUGACGAACUUGACUUGAUCUGUGAAGCAACUGGCGGCAAGCCCACCCCAAUGGUGAGAUGGUUUAAUGGUAGCACCGAAAUCAGUCGAGCUAAAUACAGUGUCUCUAAAUCGAAAGAUGACGUCGAAACUGGAAUGUCAACCCUCAAGCUGACCCUCAGAAGGGGUGAUUUACUGGCCAGGUUCGAGUGCAGGGUCGAAAGUGACGCUCUCAAAGAGCCAAUCAUAUCAUGGGUUCAAAUCGAUGUAAACGUUCGACCAAUCGGCAUAAACUUGACAGGCGUCGAAAAUCACGUCGUCCAAGGGACCAACGUAAAGUUGGACUGCAAAGUAUUUAGUGCACGACCAGCAGCAACAGUGCGAUGGGCCAAUGGUUCCAACAGUAUAAGCAUCGAGAACAAAACAGUCAUGGAGUCCCCAAUAAACACGAAAUACGUGGAGGAGAAAGACGGAACAUUUACCACAAUAAGUUCGCUGUCGUUCAAAGCCAGCCAUUGGGAAAAUGGAAAAACCAUUCACUGCUUUGCGGAGAAUGCGGUAAUGAGCAAAAACGUCGAGACUGAGCUGCGAAGUAACCUGAUCCUCGACGUAAGAUAUCCUCCCGUUAUAACUGUUGGUCCAAAAUAUGCAGUUGUUAACGAAUCCACGGAACAGAACACCACGAGCGCAUUUCUUAAUUGUGUCUAUUUUUCAAAUCCUCAGAAACUAACAUCUGCAGCAUGGUUAAAAGACGGGAAACCUCUUCUUUUGAACGACACCAAAAAAUUCAUCGGGGGAACGAUAUCGAAUCCUCCCUUGUAUAUCACGAACGUAACUAGAGAAGACUUGGGGGAGUACACUUGUGCAUUGGGAAACGAAAUUGGAACGGAAACAUCCGAAGAGAGUUUAUCACUAAAUGUUAUAUAUACUCCGGAUGUUGAAGUGGUGAUGGAACCUUUUGCACCAGUUAAAGCAAUCGACAAAAGAACAGUACUGAUUAUGUGCAAUGUAACUUCUGGGAAUCCUUCGAAUUUGCUCAAGGUCCGGUGGUUCCUCGAAGGUGAAUUGAUGAAAGAAUUCCCGGAAUGCAACUAUACGAACAUCGACGAGAACGGCAAUGCCGAAGGGAACGGCGGCCCAUUCUGCGGUCUGGAUCCGAGCAUUUUGAGCCUCGAAAGGGUCGACGAGUCGUUUUCCGGCAACUAUACGUGUCAAGGAAUGAACAAGGGCGGUUGGGGACCGGUGUCCGAGCCACAGGAGUUGGUAGUUUACUAUCCUCCCGGUCCAGCACGCAUACGAUACGCACCAUCCAAAGUCGUCAAGGGAGGUUCAGUAAACCUAACCUGUACCGUUGAGUCAAGUGGCCGACCGGACAACAUAAGUUACAUCUGGCAUAGAGGAUCACAUGUGCUAACGAACGUCACCCAAUCGGUUUAUACCAUCACCUCAGCGAGACUCGAAACGAGGAAUAAUUUUUCUUGCGCUGCCCAGAACGAGGGUGGAAAGGGGGCUCAAGCGAGCGUUUUCGUUAAUGUAUACGCUGCACCGGCGUUUACGAAAAAGCCUCCAACCUACCAAGGCAUUUUGUAUACUUCGAAACAUAUCAACCUCAGCUGCGUCGUGGAAUGUUAUCCUGAGUGCGGAAUUGUUUGGUAUAAAGAUGGUAUCAAAUUGGAUGUUAAGCACAACCAUCUCUACACAGUUGAAACACACUUUUUACCUCCCAAUCAACAAAUGAACGAUUUUGAAUCGAUCAAUUCCACAUUGAUAUGGAACAUGACAGCAUGGCCAGGAGGUAUGUUAAAUAAAACAGCUCCCAACACAAAUUAUACAUGUCAAGCGACGUCAAAUAAAAUUGGAGUUGGUAUUACUUCCACUGCAGAAAUAGCUGUUGACUAUCCUCCCGAGGAGGUCACUACUAGCACCAAGAUGGUUAAUGUAAAAGAAGGAGAAGCUCCAGCGUCGGUAAAAUGCUACGGUAAAGGACGACCUGCGCUCAGUUUCCAGUGGAAGAAAAUGAACAAUUCCGAGGUGAUAUCGACUAACGAUGUUUUAUCGCUCUCGAAAAUGUCUCGAAGUGAUAAAGCUGCUUAUAUGUGUGAGGCAUCCAACAAACAUGGUUUAAAAACUGCGAUGGUGCAUUUCAACGUUCAAUAUGCUCCAGAUUGCAGUAUAACCCAGGUAGACAGAGACGGAACUCCAUCUUUAGUGUGUACAGCACUAGCGAAUCCACAAGAAAUGACCUUCGUAUGGAGAGUGAAAGAAGGCAACGAAACGUUUAACGCAACAAGCAACAUUAUUCAAGAGGGUGUGCAGAGUUACCUUCUGCUCGAUUCCAGCGUGGAGAAUCCUAGAACUUAUUACUGCAUAGCAAAUAAUUCGAUAGGAUUCAGCAACGCUUGUCAUGCAGAAGUGGCAGGAAGCCUGUCCUGGUGGAAAGACCUGAAUCAAGAUAAAUGGAUCAUCAUCAUCGCAUCCAUUAUAGCCAUUGUUAUCUUCAUUAUCAUAAUCUGCGUGAUCAUCAUCAUCCUCUGCCGAAGAAAACGAGCAGAUACCAAGUGUAAGUUGCUUGCUAUGCUUAGUGGUAUGCACAUCCCAUCUAGAAGUAAUAAUAAUUACUAUACCCUUUACUGAAAUAUUACAAUUAAGACAGAGUAAGAAAAUAAUUUACACUAGUUUAAAUAUACACAUUUUUACAUUUU